Molecule: messenger RNA, 981 nt
Organism: Lingula anatina
Lineage: Eukaryota; Metazoa; Brachiopoda; Lingulata; Lingulida; Lingulidae
Product: NADH dehydrogenase [ubiquinone] 1 beta subcomplex subunit 8, mitochondrial
Cellular component (GO): mitochondrion; respiratory chain complex I
Source: RefSeq, a predicted model, not a curated record
GCGCAAAGAAAAAUCGACUCUUCGGAAGAUUGUGAUGGUGUAAGAAAAUGGCGUCCAGGUUACUUUCGGCUGUCCGACAUGGACAGCCAGUAUCAUGUUCGUUUGUCAGCACACGAAAUAUUCGGACAACGACUCCAUAUGCUGUUUCUAUGCUUAAAACAGUAAUUAAAGGAGGUUUUAAACCAGUGAAGAUCCCCUACGCCCCUGGAACUGCACCUCGUACUGAAGAAGAGAGAAUAGCUGCUGCUAACAAGUAUGGGAUGCCACCAGAAGACUAUCAGUGUGAUCCCACGGGAACUCAAGGGGAUUACCCAAUGUUCCCCAAAGUUCCAAAUGUGCAGAGAAGUGAAAACCCUGCUUGGGACUUUUCAGAUGUGAAGGAAAAUUAUGGCGAUGCAAUACACGUUGAUUCAGAUUGGUUAGGAGCAGAUACACUUGAUGGUUAUCGAUAUGGAGGAUUCGGAGUAUGGGAAAAUUUUAAGUCUUAUGGGACAUUGGUUGGUGUCAUAUUUGCAUUUGCGUACUUGUAUCCCACUGGGGACGACACACGGUUGCCGAAGCAGUACCCAGGCAAUCUGUGGCUAGAUAGGGGGGGAAGCCCUGAAGAUGCUCCUGUCGUCAAACAUUACACUUUUGAACCAGCCGAUUGAUCCACAGAGGGUUUAAUUGAAUUUCUUAUUUAUACACAUACGUGGACUGCAGUAGAAAAGUUUCAAACAAGCGAGGACACAAUGCUGCCGAAAAAGCAAAACUUUCCUCCGUUUUCAUUUAUUUAUAUGAACAAAAAAUGAAAAAAUCAUUGAGUGGGUUAAUAAUGACAAUAUUUAAAGAGGAUGACACUAGCUGUUUUACCGUGCAGUUACUCAUCAGGAUUGAUGAAAAAUUAAACAUGAGCUUUGUGCUGUGCUUAUUAAUGAGUUGGAAUAUCAACUGUCAACUUCUUGUAGUGACUUUUUAAUAAAGAUUUAACAGUUGACACAA